This is a messenger RNA of Corticium candelabrum, 973 nucleotides long. RefSeq names its product programmed cell death protein 6-like. Lineage: Eukaryota; Metazoa; Porifera; Homoscleromorpha; Homosclerophorida; Plakinidae. Gene Ontology annotation, molecular function: calcium ion binding. The record is from RefSeq and is a predicted model, not a curated record. Gene Ontology annotation, biological process: COPII vesicle coat assembly. The coding region runs from base 146 to 817 and encodes 223 amino acids. The transcript is spliced from 2 exons.
AGUAGUGAUACAUUUAUUGAUUCACGAUUAGAGGGAUUCAUUACAUAUUUUACUUUAUAUUUUACACAAUUCUUGCACAGUAUCUUACCACGUGUUGAUCACGUGCUUUGGAGACUUCAACUAACGCGCGCUAGCCAGUCAACUUAUGACGUCAUAUUCUGUCAGAAUGUCAGGAUACGGUCAACCUCCCGGACAGCCUUACUACCAACAGCAGCAGCCGACGCACGGAGCUCCAGCGUACGCACAACAGCCUGCCUAUCAACACGCCUCACCCGGUCGCGUGCAGGCAGGGGGACCCCCUCCCGGGGCCGACCCGACCCUGUGGAGUUGGUUUGUUGCGGUGGACCAAGACCGUUCCGGGCAGAUAUCGGCGGACGAACUGCGGCAAGCGUUGACGAACUCGAACUGGUCGUAUUUCAAUCCGGAAACGUGUCGUUUGAUGAUAAACAUUUUCGAUCGAGAUCACAGUGGCACAAUCAACUUCCAAGAGUUCUGUGGCCUCUGGCAAUACCUACAGCAAUGGAGAGCAACUUUCGACUCAUUCGACACCGAUCGUUCAGGCAACAUCGAUCAGCGAGAGCUACAAACCGCCUUUCAACGACUCGGCUACAGCCUCUCCCCAAACUUUACACGCCUCGUCUUAUCCCGCUUUGACACACAAGGACAUCGCGCUCUCAAGCUCGAUGACUUCAUCCAAUGCUGCGUCUUACUGCACAUGCUCACUGACUCGUUCCGAGCACGAGACACGCAGAAACGAGGUGUCAUACAAAUCAAUUACGAAGAUUUCAUGACUAUGACCAUUCUCGGAAAACCAUAGAAGCUGUGUACUCAUGUAACUAGUAGCGAACACUGGUGGUGACUCAUCCAGCAAGCACAAGCAGCCGGGAAGUCUACCUGUACAUGUAUAUGUAUGUAUGUAUGUAUGUACACUCGUUUUUCCAUUUAUGCAAAAUUAAAUAGAUCAUAAAACAGU